Molecule: messenger RNA, 969 nt
Organism: Aspergillus ibericus CBS 121593
Lineage: Eukaryota; Fungi; Ascomycota; Eurotiomycetes; Eurotiales; Aspergillaceae
Exons: 1
Coding region: 1-969 (322 amino acids)
Source: RefSeq, a predicted model, not a curated record
AUGACUGAUCCCCAGCUCGGGACCUUAUAUUCCAGCGAUGACCUCAUUCGCGCAGGUUAUACCUACACCUAUCUAUCCCCUAUGAACCUGAACCUUUCUCAGGCUUAUGUUUCAGACGGCCUCCUGGCUCCUGAAGCCCCAGCAUACAAAGCGAUCGUUGUGACAAGUGACCAGAAUGUCACCUUGGCCGGUGUCAAGGCUCUCCAGGACGAUGCCAAUGCUGGACUCCCUGUCAUCUUGAGCGGCGGUCUUCCAGGGUAUUACCCCAACGGUGCAGCGACUGACAAGGCCGCUGUAUACGCUGCUCUUGAGACGCUCAACGGCUCUCGAAAUGUCUACACGACUGACAAUGGACUGGUUGCUUCAAAGCUCCAGCAGCUCAACCUCACUCCGCGCGUUGCGGUCCAAACCAACGGCACAAGGUAUCCGGUACUCCGCACCGAUAACAGCACAGAUUACAUUUACAUCUUCUCCAAGGAUUCAUCCUCCCAGGGCCAUAUCACUGUCAGCUCCACCAAGGCCCCCUAUCUUCUCGAUAGUUGGACCGGAAAGACCACCCCAUUACUCCACUACCAAACAAUCGGCAACAGAACAAUUAUCCCCCUUCGCCUUGCUGCAAACCAAACAAUCGCUCUUGCCUUCAGCAGCCAGUUGAAGUCUGAGGUUGCUACUCCACCCCUUCACGCAGUGCGUCUCCCCUCCAAUGUCCUGGGGUACAGCUACACCACUGCCCACGGUCUUCUCCUUCACACAUCCACUGAUGUCUGCAACAACUGCAUUUUCCAACUCUCCAAUGGAACAACCUACAACCUAGCCGUCAACGCCACCACCUCCACAACAACCCUAACAAACUGGACCCUCGUCACCGAACACUGGGAAGCUCCCAGAAACAUGUCCAACGCGGCCAUCCAAGCAGUCAAGCGCAACACAACCAACCCAUCACCUCGACGCCUUGGUCUCCUGGCUUGA